GAUGGGGACAGCUCUGCCCGGCCCUGAGCCCCCCCGGCGCGGCCCGGCCUCGGGUGUCGAGCGGCGGGACGGAGCGCGGGGUUCCGCCGCGGCUUGAGCUCUGAGGGGGGCUGCGGCGCGGAGCCGGAGCGGAGCGGUUGGGCCUGUGGGCAGCAGAAAUGGCUCAAGAAGAGAUGGAAGUUGAUCUCCAACCCGUGGCUGGUUACUCCAUAGAGACCCUCGGGAGGCUUCCUCCAGAGCCCCCUGGUCCUGCAUCGCUGUCGUCCCACACCCUAGCGCUGGAAGAAGCAGGCGGCAGCAGCCUGGCCGAGCUCCCUGCUGAUGAUGACGCUGUUGUCACAUCAAGUGCUGGUGCAAGAAGGGAAGCUGCUGCUCAGCCUGGCUCCCAGCCAGCUCCUGCUGCUCUCCAGGGACUGCAGAGGCUGCAAGAGGGCUUGGAUCCUGCUCGGCCUGUGCCACAGGCCAUGCAGCGCCCGCGGGUCAGGAGAACUCGUGGGCAGCAGAGGAAUGGAGGCUCCCGGAGGACAGUCAGCACUAGGGUGGCACUGGACACUUACUUUCAACCCAGAAGGACCCAAGAGCCAGCUGUAGGACCUGUUCACCAGCAGGAACCCUCAGGUGUUUCGGGGAACAGCCAUCACCACAGCUCAGAUGAAGCUCUAGAAGUGAGUGACCCUGGCAGCAGCACUACUGAGGAGGAGGAACUGGAGGCUGCAGCACCACAGUUACCAUCAACCCAGGAGAAUCCUUCAACAGCUGGCUCAGGAGUUUCCAGUCAGGUGCAAGCAGAGCCACCUGAAGCUUCUGCAGAACAUGGAAGUGAAGAAAGUGACCAGGCUGAAGUCCAGCAAAAGCAGAGAAGUCCAGUGAAGAACUUGGAGCCAUCAGUUCCUUAUGCACCACUGUAUGAGGAGGAAGGGGACACCUGUGCCAUCUGCUUUGAGCAGUGGACCAAUGCUGGGGCCCACCGACUGUCAGCGCUGCGCUGUGGACACCUCUUUGGUUACACCUGCAUUGAGAGAUGGCUCAAGGGACAGGCAGGGAAGUGCCCCCAGUGCAAUAAGAAGGCGAAACGCUCUGACAUCGUCAUCCUGUACGCGCGCACUCUGAAAGCUCUGGACACCGCCGAGCAGGAGCGAAUGAAGAGCAACUUGGAACAGGAGCAGAAGCUGAGGAAAGAGGCAGAGCUGGAAUCAGCACAGAGCCGCCUCCAGCUGCAGCUUUUGACAGAUGAAUGCAGCAAACUCCGCAAGCAAGUCCAGGAGUUGAAGGCUCUGGUGGCCCAGCACAACCUGAGUGCUUCUCAGCAACCCAGCAGCUCCCGCAGCCAGCUGCCAGGCAGCCUCCCCUCCAGCCAAAGCCAGCGCAAGUACCACUUGGAAAAGGUUUUUCUGGUGUCUCAGAGUGGGAACUGCAGAGUGAUGACCUACUGCGACCCCCUGAGCUGCCUCGUGGUGUCAGCACCUUCUCCACAGUCAACUUUGAUUCCUGGUUGUGGUGUGAAGAUGAUGAGUGUGGCCAGCCUGAAGAGCAGUCAGUACAUCCCCAUCCACAGCAAACAGAUUCGGGGGCUGGAUUUCGGCCGGCGGUCGGACGGCUUGCUGCUCUCUGGUGCUCUGGACAACACCCUCAAACUCACCAGCUUGACAACAAACACCGUGGUGCAGACAUACAACGCUGGCCGUCCUGUCUGGAGCUGCUGCUGGUGUCUUGAUGACACAAACUAUGUCUAUGCUGGCUUGGUCAAUGGCUCCAUCAUGAUCUAUGACCUGAGAGACACAAGCUCUCACGUCCAGGAACUGGUCCCUCAGAAGUCCAGGUGCCCCAUGGUAUCGCUCUCCUACCUGCCCAGGAUGGCUUCAGCAUCGCUGCCUCAUGGUGGGAUAUUAGCUGGGACCUUGGAAGGAGCUUGCUUUUGGGAACAGAAGGAUGGCAGCUCCUACCGGCCCCACUACCUGCCCCUGGAGCCCGGCGGCUGCAUCGACGUUCAGACCGAGGUCACCACACGCCACUGCCUCGUCACCUACCGGCCCAGUAAAAGUAACCCAUGCAUGCGUUGUGUGAUGAUGGAGCUGACCAGCAGGCCGCCGACAGAGGGCCCUGAGGAUGUGAUCUGUUCUUCUAACCCCGUGCAGACGUUCAGUGCUGGGCCCACCUGCAAGCUGCUGACCAAGAAUGCCAUUUUCCAGAGCCCAGAGGAUGAUGGCAGCGUCUUCGUGUGUGCCGGAGAUCAGGCAUCUAACUCCGCCCUGCUCUGGGAUGCCGGCAGCGGUUCCUUGCUGCAGAAGCUUCAGGCUGACCUGCUCGUGAUGGACAUCUGCCCCUUGGAAGUGAACCAGACUCACCUCCUGGCUACCCUGACUGAGAACACGGUGAGGCUCUACAAGUGGCAAUGAACUGAGGUCCCCGUGGCUGCCAACAGAGGCUUUCCACACGUGCUGCUGAUCAACCCUCCCCCACUGCUCAGCCCCAGGCUCUGCUGUCCUGCACCACUGCUUCCAGGAGACAGGAACCACUACAGCACCUUUCUGGCAGAGGGCAGGACCUGGGAUGUGCUGGUGUCUGGAGCAAUUCCCUCCUUCCAUCUUCCUCUUUAGACCUGCACUUAACUUCUUUGGCCAAUUCUCCUCAGCAAACUGCUUGAGCUGCCUCAGCGCAGCAGCAGAUCUUGGGCUGCCUCCAGUGGGUGUUGCCACAGCCUUUUUCCAGCAUGAACUGACCUCAGGGGCUUGCAAAUCUCUUCUGAGGAUAAACAACACGACAGGAACUUGAAGACCUGGCACACUCCAUGCUGUGAGUCCUGGGUGGUGAGAAGGUGGCAAUGCCAGCACCUCGCUUGCAGGGCCAGCACUUGGUGUAAGGCCAAGUUCACUGCUUUUAGGGAUCAUGCUCCACCACCUCCUGAAGCUGUGGGAUCAGUCAGCAGUUAGUCCCUGGUGAGCACAGACUCUGUCUGGUGGCCAUGGAGAGAGCAGGUUCAAAAAACCUACAAAGAAUCUCUUUUUUGUUUGUUUCUUUUAUUUUCAGGGUUGAGUUAUUUUUUUUUGCCACAAGCAUAUAAUUUGCACUAAAAUUCCCUUCAUCCUCUGCUGUUUCCUUCCACUUCUCUCUCUUCCCACAAGCAAACUUUGAACAGUUUGAUUGUGGGAAAUGAAACUAUAGAAGUAGAGGUGAAGAGGAGGGGAUGGUUCUGCCUGGCUGCUAAAUCUGUGAUGUCCUUCCUUAAGGACAAGAUGUACCUGUUGGGGGUGGUUUGGGUUUGUUUUCCCCCCUCUUUUGAACUGAUGGAAGCUCAGGGGUUUCAUCUUGCUUUCACUGGCUUUCUACCUUCCUCAAAUCCCAGUUACCAGCCCCAGAGACACCCCAGAUGGGUUUCUGUGCUGUGGGCUUGCUGAUUUGUGUUUAUCUGAGCCCCUGGGGUGGGACCAAGAGUCAGGGGAUGUGUCUUGGCCACCCUAAAUCUACCGAGGGCUGUGAGAAGGUUUCUAUCUCCAGGUCAGAUCAUGAAGUAGGACUUUGGGUUUUGUUUUUAUCUUGAUUAAAAAGCAAACCCAGAAGGAUGCUGAGAGCUUCAAGAGGAGUUUCUCUGUGCUGGAGAUGUGGCCCCAGGCACAGCUUUGCCUCUGGCUGUGGUCAGCACUCAUCCAGUUUAGACUGAGUGUGCCACUGCCACCACACCCUGAGGUUCUGACAUCUGAGGUCUGCACAGGAGGAUCCUGUUUGUCUUCAGUCUUAAAGAGGAAAGUCAGAAGAUUUCAGCUCAACUUUAUAUAUACUUUUUUUUUUUUCUUCAGGACAGUAUUUUUGUUCUUAUAUUUUUAUAUGCAGUUCAAAAUAAAGCAUUUUUAGUGCUCA
Messenger RNA from Pogoniulus pusillus (Red-fronted tinkerbird), 3855 nucleotides. RefSeq names its product ring finger and WD repeat domain 3 (gene RFWD3). Gene Ontology annotation, molecular function: protein binding; ubiquitin-protein transferase activity. Gene Ontology annotation, biological process: protein ubiquitination; interstrand cross-link repair. Gene Ontology annotation, cellular component: nucleus. NCBI's taxonomy places the organism in Eukaryota, Metazoa, Chordata, Aves, Piciformes, Lybiidae. The transcript is spliced from 13 exons. The coding region runs from base 159 to 2396 and encodes 745 amino acids. The record is from RefSeq and is a predicted model, not a curated record.